Molecule: messenger RNA, 2790 nt
Organism: Venturia canescens
Lineage: Eukaryota; Metazoa; Arthropoda; Insecta; Hymenoptera; Ichneumonidae
Product: dnaJ homolog subfamily C member 11
Exons: 8
Coding region: 180-1871 (563 amino acids)
Biological process (GO): cristae formation
Source: RefSeq, a predicted model, not a curated record
GUGUCGUCGAAGGUGUCUUUCGUAACCUAAGAAAAAAGCAGAAAGCACGAAAAACUGAAGGAGACCUGGUGCAGACAAAAAAAGGGACACGACACUCGAAAGAGUGUCUAGAAGUGCAUUUAUCGGGGUUUGUUGAGUGAAAAUUAUCGUGAAAGUCUCCGUCGAGCUUAGAUUUUGAAAUGAGUGAUGACCAAGAUCAUGAUAAUGUGAUCGAGGAGGAUUAUUACACGUUUCUGAAUCUACCACGAAACGCAACUCCAGAGGAGAUCAGUAAUGCUUAUCGCAGACAGAGCAGGAUGUAUCAUCCUGAUAAGCAUGUUGAUCCGGCACUCAAGACAAAAGCGGAAGUUCUGUUCAAUAGGACAAGCAAAGCUUACGAGGUUUUGAGCAAUCCGCAUCAAAGAGCAAUUUACGACUCCCUGGGAACUCGUGGACUGCAGACUAAAGGAUGGGAGAUAGUUCAAAGAACAAAAACUCCUCAAGAGAUUCGAGAGGAGUACGAGAGAAUAGCACGAGAAAGAGAGGAAAGCAGGCUUGAACGGAGAACUAAUCCAACUGGAAAUGUAACCGUUAAUAUAAACGCGAGUGAUUUAUUCACCCCGUACGACGAUGAUUAUGAUGAUCGUUAUAGCGAAGGAAUGUUCUCAUUUCUUGAGAUCAGUGGAAUGUCAUUCUCUCAAUCUAUCGAGGCACCUCUCACACUGCGCGACACUCUCAUGAUGUAUGGCCAAAUAGAUACUCAAAAUGGUACUGGUUAUGGAACUGUCAAUUUUGCUGCGAGAAGAACUUUGUCGUCAAAGGGCUGGAUGGAAGUCGACGUUGGAGUGGGCGACGGACCCAAAAUAUCCUUAACCGGUCAUAGAGUAUUGACUGAAAAAAUAUUCUGUAACGCUGCUUUGUCGUUGAAAUUUGACGCCCACGAAGCUCGGCCCGGACUGCUUGGACGAGUUGGAAUGCAGUUGGAUAAACACACCGCUGGAUAUUUAACAUACAAAGCCGGUGACCAGACCUCCAUGAGUACGACAGUCGUCAGAGACACCCCCCGUUCUCGCUCUUCUGUUUCAAUUAGUUUCGGUUAUGUGCACUCGCAAAUUACCUUUGGAUAUACGUACAGGAUGGAGGAAAAGCAGCUGAAGCUUCGAGGCAGUGUCAAACUCGGUACUGCCGGUGCAUACGUGACAUACGGAGCAGAGAAGAAAGUAUCAAAGCACAGCGCUUUAUCGGCUGAUGUGCGAGUCGGUGUGCCAACAGGAGUAACGUUAAAAUUGAAGCUAAUAAGAGCGUCUCAAACAUAUAUAUUCCCAAUUCUUUUGUGCGACGAAAUACUGCCAGCUCCAGUGUUCUACGCAACCGUAACGCCCUUGGUAACGUGGACUAUCGUGAAGAAAUUUAUCGUCGAUCCAAUAGUGAAAGAGCGCCAAGAGCGCGAGAAGGAAAAACAAAAAGAAUUGAACAGAACGAGAAUGUUGGAGAAACAGCGUGAGGCUAAAAACGCCGUUGAAUUGAUGAUGGUGACCUUCAGCAGAAUUCGAGCCGAAGAAGAAGCCAAGAGAGGACUCAUUAUUACCAAAGCACUUUACGGACGAUUCGUUUAUCCCAAUGGUCGAACUAACAGUGUCGAAGCUGCUGAACCUCAGAAUGAUGAAGUUAUUGACGUCACUGUACCUCUUCAAUGUUUGGUCAUCGAUUCCAAACUAGUUCUUCAUGAAUCAUCAAAAAGCGAACUGCCAGGGUUUUACGAUCCAUGCUUUGGAGAAGACAAACAACUACUACUUCAGUACCUAUUUCACACACAGACCCAUGAGUGUAUAGUUAAAGACAACGAAACGCUGAGGAUACCACGACAAUCACACAGAGUAAACGUCACAUGACGACGCCGCCGGGUUCACAACAUCAAGAAAAUGACCUGAAUGAUUCGAAUGACUCCCCAUACUUUUUUUUAUCUCAAUUUUUGUUUGGGUUUGUUCAAAAAGGAAUGAACCUGUGGAAGAAGAGAAAGAAAAGAGAGAAAACAAAUAAUUGUGAUCGAGAAUCUUCGAUGCCCAUCGUUCGCCUAUGUUUUGUACAAUUGUUUCAAUUUUCGAAGGAUAAAAAUAGCAAUUUCUUUCCAAAUUGAAUUAAUAGUUUUCCGUUGAUUCGAUAAAUACAGCAAGAAUUGAUGAUUUAUCGAUGUAGAAUAUGCUUUUCGAAGCUCUGCGCUCAAUUCUCCUGUAAUUCCCUCGAAGGACGAGUGUUAAAUGUUUCCCCCGCGUCGAGGAAAACCGAGAAAGAUCCUCGCAAUAGCGAGAACCAAUCCGCAUCUCCAAUUCUUCCUCCACUCGUAGUUUUACUCUUAGAAUUAUUCUUCGCUUCGUGGCCUUCUAUUUUUUGACGGUUUUUAAACCGUAUGUAUACACAGUCAGCCGCGACAAAGCGAAAGAUUAUUCAAGGUACGUGCUUGAUAUUUAGAAGAAAAAAGGCAAAUAUCCUGUUACGUGUUCCGAGAGAAAUGUUGAUACUACAAGUAUUUUAACUUCACUUUCUCUCUUAGCUCUUCGUCAACGGUGAUUAUCACUAUAGUGUGAACAAAGAUUAAUGGCUACAUUACAGUAACUCUAUUUUUUUUCUUCGCUCCAUGAAGUCAUGAACUCGCUCGAACCUUCAUUAUUAUAAAUCCUGAUAGAAGCAACUAUCAUUUUAUAAAUACGAUCGUCGAUCGUAAUUGUAUCAAUCAUUUAUUUGUUUAAAGAAUUAUUGACGAAUGUUGUUAGAAAGCUGCAUUGAGUGCAAUAAACUGCUAUUCCGUUAUUA